Messenger RNA from Bactrocera latifrons, 771 nucleotides. RefSeq names its product transmembrane protein 50A. The transcript has 4 exons. Lineage: Eukaryota; Metazoa; Arthropoda; Insecta; Diptera; Tephritidae. Gene Ontology annotation, biological process: late endosome to vacuole transport via multivesicular body sorting pathway; protein targeting to vacuole. The coding region runs from base 92 to 550 and encodes 152 amino acids. The record is from RefSeq and is a predicted model, not a curated record.
AUAAUUUCUUUAGAAUUAGUCAACAUAUUUUUCACAGUAAAAUAUAUUUUUCGCAAAUUCAGUAAGAAAUAAAAUAUAUAAUUUAACGAAAAUGGCUAUAUUAGAAAAUAUACGCGAAUUGUUCACCUCAGAAACAGCUCGUAAUAAAAAUUCAGCCUUAAUUUCUGGGUUUCUGUUUUUCACUGGCUGGUGGGUUCUGAUCGAUGCUAUGUCAGUAGACAGUCAAAAACAAAUCACCACCGGACAUGUUUUCAUAGGAGUUUUCGGUACAAUCAGCUUCUUUAUGGUGAACACCGUAAAGAACUCGCAUAUUUCGGAAGAAAACACAUCCGAGUCCGGAGCACGUAUUGCAAAAAUUUAUCUGCUUAUUGGCUUCGUUAUGGGAUUUGCAUCGAUAAUAGCAGCUAUCUGGGUUAUGAUUGAUGACUUUAUCAAUAACAAAAAAAAGGACAAUUGGCCAGGCGUAGCUCUUCUAAUGCAGAAUGUAUUCAUCCUUAUUGGCAGUCUGGUAUACAAAUUCGGCCGAAAUGAGGAAGACUGGAAUGAGUAAAUGAGGGGGAGCAUCAUCAGGCAUAUCUAAAUAUAUAAGUGGGUCAUGAUAUUCAUAUUUAAGUUAAAAGCAUAGUUUACACACAUUUUUGCUUACUAAACAUUUCUGAACUAGACUAACAAAUUUGUACAAGCUACGUCUGUUUAUAUAUAUUCCACGUGAUUCUAUGUAUGUAUGUAUGCAGAAAUAAAGCUUUAGUUCCAUUUAAGGUAAACAAAAUA